Molecule: messenger RNA, 2245 nt
Organism: Thamnophis elegans (Western terrestrial garter snake)
Lineage: Eukaryota; Metazoa; Chordata; Lepidosauria; Squamata; Natricidae
Product: proto-oncogene Mas-like
Exons: 4
Coding region: 158-1270 (370 amino acids)
Biological process (GO): G protein-coupled receptor signaling pathway
Cellular component (GO): membrane
Molecular function (GO): G protein-coupled receptor activity
Source: RefSeq, a predicted model, not a curated record
GCCAACGGGAGCCAUUGAAAAAGAGCUCAUAUCCUUAGAUUCUGAAAGAGACCUUGCUGGCUCUGUUGGGAGAUUCUUAGCAUCAUCAGUGUCCCGGGUUGUCCAACUGACCAAUGAAUUGAACCUUUCUUAGCAAAUAAACAACACAUUUUGCACAAUGGAGCAAGAAUUUUAUCACUCAGCAGACAAUGCUGGUGAACUUCUUGACGGCAAUGGCAUGUGGGAUGAAUACUCUCUUGGGAUACUUGAGCCGGAAAAAAUCAUUUGGUAUAUUCCUCAACCUAAUGUGAGUGAUCCUGAACUUGUCAGCACUUCUUUCAAUACAACAGAAAUUGUGGAAAUUGUUUCCAAUAUUACCAGAAUAGAAGAAAUUUAUCCUUACCCAUAUGAGCAACUGCACAACAACUUAACACGAAACCUUUCUAAUGGUGUCAUUGUCAUUAUCUGCAUAUUAGGCCUGGUGGGAAAUGGAAGAACAAUUUACCUCCUAGCCCAUCGCAUUAAGAGGAAUCCUUUCACCACUUUCAUCCUGAAUCUCUCCAUUGCUGAUUUUGGGGUCCUUGUAUCCCUCAUUAUUUCAGCAAUCUUUGUGGCAGUGUUAUCUCUGGGUCAACGAACUUACACUGUCAGAACCUUUUUCUUCUUAUUUUUUGAGUUAUUUUUCUUCACCUAUUCUGCCAGCCAGUUUUUGCUGACAGCCAUCAGCCUGGACAGGUGUGUGGCUGUCCUUUUCCCUCUCUGGCAUCGCUGCCAUCGUCCACCACAUCUAUCUUCCCUUGUUUGUGGCCACAUCUGGAUCCUCUCCUUCCUGCUCUCUGCGGUGCACUUCAUUCUGUAUCUGACCGAAAGCUUUGGAAGGUCACGUUUUCUUUACCAGAUGAUUGUGAAUGGUUUACUUUGUACACCUCUCAUGGUUGUGUCUACUGUGACUCUCUGGAUUCAUGUGAGGUCUAAAUCGCAACACAAUCAAAGGAAACUUCUCACUACCAUCCUGCUGGCUCUCCUUUUCUUCCUCCUACUUUCUCUCCCAAUGAAUGUCUUUUAUGUCAUUGAAUAUUUUGGUUCCUAUAAUCCCAUCCUCAUGACUGUUGGGAUAGGUUGUACGGCUCUCAGCAGCAGUAUCAACCCACUCCUUUAUUUCUUAGUGGGAAGGAGUAAGACGGGAAAGGAUAAGCCCAGAGCAUCAUUGAAGGUGGCUCUGCAAAGAGUCUUCAAGGAAGAGCAGGACAGCCCAGAAGAUUCAAACACUAUGGAGGAAUACGAGUUGUAAAUACUCACUAUCACGGUUUAUUCAUUUUCUAAACCUUAAAUAAUAUCUGGAUCCAAGGAGAACAAACAAAAUUGAUGGAAUCUGCAAAACAAAAUAGCUAAUAAAAAACCAAUGUAAACAGAAAAAUACUGCUAUAUAGAGAGUUUUGAAAGUGUAAUCUGAAAAAUAAAAUAAUAAUGAUAUGCCAAUACCUACAUAUAAUAUAUGGCACAGAGGAAUAACAGAGUCCAGUUCGGAUGUAUACAUAUACAUGCCAAAAAUAGAAUUCUGCAAGUUUACAAAUGGAUGCGAUAAAGAACAAAAUUGUUACAGAAUCUAUCACAGUAGUCCUGCUAUAAGUAUUUUGAAAGCUCCCCCCUCCAUGGAGGAGCAACAGAAACAGACCAUAAAGUGGUUGUCGGGGGUCUCUCACAAUGCUUCGAGCUCUAACCACAUAGUACUCAUAUGCAGCAUCCUGAAUAACAUGAAAUGAGCUUCCUAUAAUCUGCUUGGCUGUCUUCCCCACUCUCAGUUGUUGUCUGGGCUUCAACACGGAUCAAUGUGUACUCCAUGGAGGUUCUACCUAGACCUAUUAUGAAGAUCAUCUCUCUGUUUCUCUUGGGAUAUAGCUAGAUAAUUUAUUAAUGGACACAAAAUAAACAAAAAAUAAAAAUAGGGGAAGACAGAGUGGAACAAACGGAAAAAAGAUUAGAUAAAAUAGAAAGUAGAAUGAUAGCAGUAAAUAAAGAACUGGAAAAAGCCAUAAUAAAUUUAGAGAUGGAGAAAUCAACAUUUUAUCUUCAAUUCCAAAAUAUAGUUGAAAGUAAGGAAGAACUUCCAAAAUUAAUGGCAGAACUCUUGGCUGAACCCCUGGAAAAAAACAAGCAAGAAGUGGAAAAUGAAUUAGACAAAGUGUAUAGGAUUCAGACGAAUUAUGCAUGCAGAAAAAACUCCUGAUUGAAAGCUGCAGGAGUGUAACUGUGAUUUUAAUGUUGG